Molecule: messenger RNA, 1079 nt
Organism: Aricia agestis (brown argus)
Lineage: Eukaryota; Metazoa; Arthropoda; Insecta; Lepidoptera; Lycaenidae
Exons: 1
Coding region: 1-900 (299 amino acids)
Biological process (GO): DNA integration
Molecular function (GO): nucleic acid binding
Source: RefSeq, a predicted model, not a curated record
AUGGAUAUUACUGGCAAACUAGGCACUCCACAAGACCAGCAGUAUGUGAUAGUAACUACCGACGCAUUCUCGAAGUAUGUUUUACUGUACUUCACCAGCAACAAGAGCCCACAUAGUACAUUGGGUGCUCUCAAACGUACAAUACAUUUAUUUGGCUCACCAGUGCAAAUUAUAGUGGAUGGCGGUAGAGAAUUCCUUGGAGAGUUCAAAGAAUAUUGUGACAGAAUUGGUAUAGAAAUUCAUGCAAUCAGUCCAGGAGUUAGCCGAGCUAAUGGCCAAGUUGAAAGAGUUGUGGCAACUCUCAAGAAUGCUUUAAUUAUAAUAAAAAAUUACGAAACAGAACAAUGGCAUACUGCUCUCGAGGAACUUCAGUUGGCAAUGAAUUGCACAGCUCAUCGGGUUACUGGAGUAGCUCCUUUAACUCUCAUUACACAACGAAAGCAUUGCGUACCUCCUGAGCUACUUCAUUUAGUAGAUAUUGAUAACCAAACUAUUAAUAUUGAAGUUCUUUCACAACAAGUGCAGCAAAGAAUGGUUCAAUCCAGUGAACAGGAUACAAGGAGGUUUAAUCAGCACAAGGCUAAAAUUCGCCAUUUUCAAAGAGGCGACUAUGUGCUCAUUAAAAAUAAUCCUCGUAACCAAACAUCUCUCGAUCUUAAAUUUAGUGAACCUUUUGAGAUUUUUCGAGUUUUAGAGAUUGACAGAUAUUUAGUGAAGAAAGUUGUCGGUAGGGGUCGACCUCGAAAGGUAGCACACGAUCAACUUAGAAAGGCUCCACAACCUGGUGAUCAGUUAACCGUAUCGGCACCAGAAAAUAUACCACCUACUCAACAAAACUGCAUUAGUGUCCCCAUCGAACCUGUUCCGUCUACUUCUCGAGAUGAAACGUUAAUGGAAUAAAUUGACAAUCACCAGCAUCAUGACGUAUGGGUCACUGCUACGAGAAACUACGAGAAAUCCCGAGAAACUACGAGAUCACCCUUCUUCCUGCACAACAAGGCUGGUGCAGAGCACGCACCGCCUGUCAGCAUGGCCGUAUCGGCGCAAUAGUAAAUUAUAAGAGUAGAACUAUAGACAAU